AUGACGCAAUAUGUAAAUGUUACGAGGGAUAUGAACUUAUUGGAUUGUCACAAUAAUGAAGGCUCGUUUACUUGUUCAUGCCCUCAUGGAUUAGUUGGAGAUCCAUUCAAACAAGGAUGCAAACAGCCAGGUGACUGUUUUACAGAUACUGAUUGUCCUAAUACUGCAGCUUGUAUAGAUAAUACUUGUCGUGAUCCAUGCUCCAUUUCUGAAACCUGUGGUCACAACGCUGAAUGCCAAAUGCAUGACCACACACCAACUUGUAAAUGUCCUGGACAGACUUUUGGAAAUCCUAAAAUAGAGUGCAUACAAUUUGAAUGUAAUCACCACAGUGAAUGUGGACCAUCUAGUACUUGUUAUGAUCACAAGUGUAUAGAUCCAUGCUCUGUACCAAAUGCUUGUGGAAUCGGGGCAGACUGUUCUCCACUUAAUCAUAGUUAUGUUUGUACUUGUCAACCUGGAGGUACCGGAGAUCCAAAUCUCGGGUGUACGCCAGUGCAAUAUUGCAAAGUUGACCAUCAGUGUCCAAUUGGAUCCUCUUGUAAUGGCGGAAUAUGUACGGCGUUAUGUACAAGUACUAGGGAUUGUAUUGGUGAUCAAUUAUGUAUAAGAGGUUUGUGUCAACCAACCUGCAGACAUAACUCAAGUUGUCCAGAAUAUCAAUACUGUUUAAAUAAUAUUUGUGUACAAGAGCAUCGUUGUCUCUCCGAUAGUGAAUGUAAUCAGGAUGAGAAAUGUAUUAAUAAUAACGUAGGGCAAUCGGAAUGUCAAAAAGCAUGUAAUUUGAUCCUUUGUGGUCGAAAUUCUGAAUGUAAAGCAGAAACCCACGAUGCGUAUUGUUCCUGCAAAAAAGGAUUUUUCGGUGAUCCUAAAAAUGACAAAAUUGGAUGCCAGCCUAUUGAAUGUAGUUCACAUGAAGAUUGUACUGAUGAAAAAUUAUGCGAAUCACACAGAUGCCGAAUCGCUUGCCUUGCACGCAAUCCUUGUGGAAAGCAUGCUAUUUGCUCUGCUAAACAUCAUUCACAAAUAUGCAGUUGUCAACCUGGUUAUACUGGUGAUGCCACAGAAGGGUGCUAUCUGAUUGAUCAUUGCGCUGUAUUACCAUGUGCACCAGGUGCGGUCUGUGAAAAUUCACGAGGAACAUUUAGGUGCCAGUGCAAACAAGGAACUGUUGGAGAUCCAUAUAAUAGUGGCUGCCAUGAGCCAGAAAAGUGUCUAAUUGACGAAGACUGUCCACUUUCAGCAAAGUGUGUGAACAUAAAUAAUCGACACAAAUGUUUUGAUGUUUGUGCUGAUUUACAAUGUGGACCAAAUUCGGAUUGUGUCACCAAUGAUCAUGGGGGAGAUUGUCAGUGUUUAGUUGAUUAUGAAGGAGACGCUCAUGAUUUGAUCAUUGGUUGCAGGCCUAAGCCAAACACCCUGUAA
Messenger RNA from Copidosoma floridanum, 1425 nucleotides. RefSeq names its product fibrillin-like protein dumpy (gene dpy). The record is from RefSeq and is a predicted model, not a curated record. Lineage: Eukaryota; Metazoa; Arthropoda; Insecta; Hymenoptera; Encyrtidae. Gene Ontology annotation, cellular component: nucleus. Gene Ontology annotation, molecular function: calcium ion binding; zinc ion binding.